UAAAACUUCGUGACUGAUCUAAUCUUAUUUUAUUGGAUUAUCAUCCCUUUCGUGCUCGUCUCGACAAAGACGCGAGAGCCGUCGCCAUGGAGACCAACCGUAGAGAAAUAGCGACACUUGUCAACGCAAACUGUCACAAGGGAUGAGUUUUGUUUUUUUUUUUGUUUUUUUUUUUUUUUUUUUAAUCCUGCUAGCAUUAAAUUAGCACCGUCAACUCGUUUUUUUAGUCAAAAGGCUCGCAUGACUACGCCGCUCUGUGGCGUCCAGUGCACUUUUCAAACAUCAUCAAGACCACGAAAACGUGCUCAAACUUUUCCUUCGACCGGCGUCAAUGUCCAACUUGUGUUGGCACCGAACUCAAACAGUUUUGUGAUGACCCCGCUAGCGACGUUAUUUGACAGAAGGCACCAGGGAGGGAUAUCACCAGGGACACAUCGCCAUGGCAACGGGUCUGUGGAGGCAAGUGGAAGAACAACCAGUCAUGACACUGAGCCUGUUUGAGUGCCUCAAGUUGGUGGGCCUUCAGCGUCUUCACGAGCGCUUCACCUCCAUGGGGAUCCACCACGCGGCCUGUCUCGUAGCCCUCACUUUGGAGGACCUCCCCCUCUUGGAGGUCCACACGGCUGAGGACAAAAGCCGCCUCUUCGAGCUGGUCCACCUGAUCAGAACGCUGGAGCGGGAGGGGCUGAGACUUGGAGAAGUGGCCGACGACCAGGAAACGUCCCGCAAGCGUCCCGCGCAGCACGGCAACCACAGGAAGCUAGCGAGAAGCGCUAAGCCAGACAUUAGUAAACGCUUGUCCAUGUACAAUACGUACUCCACGGCGCCAGCCCAGAGGAAUGUCGCGCCCCAACACCACCAACUUCAGCACCCGAGACCCGACGCCGCGGCCAAGCGUUGCACAAUUAAAGCGACUCAUCCGAUGCCCGUUUACGAAGCCAAGAGAAAACCAGGGUACAACUAUGGACUUCCUCUCCAGCCCGUUUCUGCAAAAAAGCAAUCCCGCGGAGCGAGGAUCAUCGUUUGCGUGCGGAAACGACCUCUGACGCACGCCGAGAGGAGGAAGGGCGAGGCGGAUGUUGUGAUAACGCCCAGCGCCGAGUGCGUGAUUGUGGAAGAAGGCAAAGAAGCGGUGGAUCUCACCCGGUACAUUCUACAGCACCCUUUCUAUUUUGACCAAGUUUUUGGAGAGUAUGAUUCCAAUGAGGAAAUCUAUAAGAAAACAGCCUAUCCUCUGGUGCAGCACAUGCUCAACGGCGGGAAGGCCACUUGCUUUGCAUUUGGCCAGACGGGCGCGGGCAAGACUCACACCAUGAUGGGCUCCACUCCAGGGGAAGUGGGUUUGUACGUGCUGGCAGUCCAGGACAUCUUUGCCCACCUGUCGGGAACGGACAGCCCACUGCUGGUGUAUGUCAGCUUCUGCGAGAUCUAUUGUCGCCAGCUCUAUGACCUGCUCAACAACAGAAAAAGAUUGUUUGUGAGGGAGGACGGUCACAGCGUGGUGCACAUUGCAGGACUUUGUGAUGUCAGAGUGGACUCUGUUAACUCACUGCUGAAGGUGAUUUCGCAUGGUUUAGCGGCACGCACAAAGAGGGUGAGCGGCAUCAAUCCACUUUCGUCUCGGUCCCACGCCUUGCUUCAAAUUCAGCUCAGGUCUCCCAUCCAGCAGAUCGUUGGCAGAAUGUGGUUCAUCGACUUGGCAGGAAGCGAGCGGGCGUCGGAUACCACAGCGACAGACUGGCAGACUCGUAUGGAGGGAGCUGAGAUCAACCAGAGUCUGCUGGCUCUUAAAGAAUGUAUCCGCUCCCUCGAUCAAGAGCAGCGGCACACGCCCUUCAGACAAAGCAAACUAACUCAGGUUUUGAAAGAUUCAUUCAUUGGGAACUCCAUGACUUGCAUGAUUGCCAACAUUUCACCCACUCAUGUCGCCACAGAGCACACACUCAACACGCUGCGAUAUGCUGACCGUGUGAAAGAGUUGAGGGCUCGCAGCGGAGGACAAGAAUGCAAAAGCGCAUCUUCCAGAUGCACCAGCGUUGGAAGGAAUCUCUCAAAGAAGCCAAAGAUGACGAUACCCAACGCGGCUUUUGCCGCCGUUUCUCCCACCCCCAGGAAAUCCGCAGGGAGCGUCGUUGACUGUUCGACAUCCAAGAGCAGCAGAUACGGGGAGAAAAGACCUGUGAGAGGGAUCGAAGAAGCGGGGAACUCCUUGGUGAAGGGCGAUGGAAGGUAUGGUUGCAACAAAGAAAAUUGGAGCACCAACACAUCGGGAAAGGAAGGAUUAAGUGAGAGGAGCCAAAAUGACAGCGUGCGGGAGUCAACGGUAACAGAUGGAGAAGAUACCCUAACAGCGGACGAGGAGUUGCAGCAGCACCUUCGACACUAUCACCGGCAGCUGCAAAUGUUCGUGCCGUUCUCCGUCUCGCCGCCUCGCUCUGAUCGGCGAUCAGUCCGCUCCUCCACAUCGUCCGCCGGACAUCUUGCGUUUUCUGAACGUCACAGUUCGACGGACGCUGUGACCGAGUACAACAGCAGAGUCAGAAGUAGUAAUUUGUUGGGAGAAGAGGAGCAGCAAAAGGUAGAGAUGAGAUCGCCGACUAAUCUGGAACAGGCCGACGUCGCAGUGGAUGUAGCUGCCUUGCCCUUCAACUCCAAAGAGAAUGGAGAGGAUUCACUGGAAAUGGACCCGUCCCUUGACGGACUGUGGACAGACUGUUUAACGUCCGUCCACAAAACCGCCUGCCCUGUCUCUCCUGUUGAACAGCAGCAUCAGGAACGCCGGUCCUUCGUGUCUGCCUGUGAACGUAGGACUGUAGUCCAAACCCCUCAGGAAACGAAAAAGCUACCUCGAAAGCUACCAAAUACUCACAUGCACAAACAUCUGGAGGUACACAAAUAUCCGGAGGAUAAAACCAAAAUGUCUCAGGAUAAUAACUCAAGCGUCUCUCGACUUGAGGGCACCGCAGUUUUACUGGUUCAAGGAGAUCAGACCAAUAAUCAUCUCUGUCCACUUGGAAGGGAAAAAGAGCCACUCUCACAUGCAAAGAAUAAAGACAGAGAAGUCAACCUUCGAUCUUCCAGUUCUGACGUUAAACUCGCAAGAAAGUACACAAAGGAGGUCAUACAUGCAAACGAUGAGGAACAAGAAUCCUGCACCACAGAAGACUUUCAGUCUCCCACUUCUCACAGAAAAUGGACCAAUAAGAGCACAAAGGAGCCAGUCACACUUCCAAAGAAUAAAGACAGAGAAUUUUACCUGCGGUCUCCCAACUCUGACACUAAAUUGACAAAUGAGUACAUGUUAAAAGAGGAUCACACAGACGCAACGGAUGAGGAUGCAGAUUUCUGCCUCCAAAAAGACUUGCCGUCUCCCACUUCUGAUGGCAAACUUGCCAAAAGGUACACAAAGCAGUGUCUCACACAAGCAAAAAAUAUAGAUGAUGACAUUCACCAGAGGUCUCCUACUUCUACCACCAAAUUGACAAGUAAGUGCAUGUGGGGCCAACUCACAAAUAAAAAGAAUGAUGAGGUCCGCCUCCCAGUUGACAUCCAGUCUCCCAAUACUGACGUGAAACCGAACAAUAAGUAUACAAUGAACGAGCAUCUCACACGUGCAAAGAAUAAAGACCGAGAAUUUCGCUCUCUGUCUCCCACUUCUGACGUCAAAUUGCCCAAACAAUAUAUCAUAAAGGAGAUUCUCACACAUGCGACGGAUGAGGACACAGACCUCUGCCUACCAAAGGACAUCUGGUCUCCCGCUUCUGAUGCCACGCAGCUGACACAAGAAACUUCGAGCGCGCCAAAGAAAAGCAUCUCGCCCUCUUUGACCAAGAGUGAAACCGCUGCACCAAAUGUCCUCUGCAAAUAUCUUCAACUCCAAAUGGAUGGGCCUGCAGAGCUGCACUGGAAAGAAAGACCCGGCAAUCCAGAGUUUUCCUUAACAAUGGAUCAUGCCAAGUGGCGUGUCAUCCAGGCCCACUGGGAGAAACUGAGGAAGAUGGAGCCCCUAUUUCAUGAAGAGCAAAGGCUUCUAUGCAAGCAACCUUACAUGGCAUUUGUAGACUAUGUGGACAAGCUGGAGGAGAUUCUGGAUCGCAACGCCCAGUGUCUGCGCAGCAUGAGAACCAAGCUGCGUUUGUACCGUAUGACCAGCUCCUUUUCUGAGCCCGAGUACAAACAAGGGGAACACAGCAUUCAGCCAGUGGCAUGAAUAAAGCGUAGGUCACAUAGGAAUAAAAAACAUCUCUAAGGUGUUUAUAUUGCUUGUAAGAUGGAAAAUUUCUUCCACAAUUUUGUUUGAAGGUUAGAAUUUAAUGUCUUAUUUAUUUGAUUUUGUGGCUCGUUUUCAUUGACAUAA
Molecule: messenger RNA, 4357 nt
Organism: Syngnathoides biaculeatus (alligator pipefish)
Lineage: Eukaryota; Metazoa; Chordata; Actinopteri; Syngnathiformes; Syngnathidae
Exons: 15
Coding region: 440-4210 (1256 amino acids)
Biological process (GO): microtubule-based movement
Molecular function (GO): ATP binding; microtubule motor activity; microtubule binding
Source: RefSeq, a predicted model, not a curated record